Molecule: messenger RNA, 3995 nt
Organism: Oncorhynchus mykiss (rainbow trout)
Lineage: Eukaryota; Metazoa; Chordata; Actinopteri; Salmoniformes; Salmonidae
Product: transcription factor 19
Biological process (GO): regulation of gene expression
Cellular component (GO): nucleus
Molecular function (GO): protein binding
Source: RefSeq, a predicted model, not a curated record
GGAAUCUCGCGCAAGAAAGCCCGGCUGGCGCGCCAAAUUUCAAAGGACUUCCUGGGGAAAAGAACGCGAAAACCUCUGUUUAGCAAAGAACGACGAUUAAAUUGGACAUAAGUCAAAAGUGAUCAAAAUACAAAAGUAUAUCCACAGUUUUAAACAAUCGGCACCGUUAGCAUCAUAUUUAGGCAGUGGAAGAUAAUUCAAGUGCACCAGAUUCGACCCACGUUUGUGGAGAUUGAACUACCUCAAGCUGCCAGUUCUAGCCCCCAGCCUUUUAGUGUCCAUUUCUGAACUAGUUAGCUUAGUCAACUGUAACCAUUAGCAUUUACAACUGAUAUUUAGAGGACGUUACUCAGCAACUAACCGUGCAGGUUAUAGAUUGUAUACAAUAUAGGUUUUAACUUUCACUUUUAAAACAAGAGUUUUAAUGUUUACUCUGUUCAAAUUCAUUCAACACCACAUACUAAGAACAAAGCCUUUACCAGCAUUACAAACGGCUUUUUUAUCACAUUUACUGACUUAAGUGCUAUUUAAGCCAUGGAUAGCUCUAUGUAAGAAAGUAGCUGUUACUGACUGGGGUGGGGAUCGGUGAGUCGUGGCCAUGCUGUCCGGAGUCCAGCCGUGUUUCCAGCUGCUGAGAAUCGGCUCGUCCUCCACAGAUUUGGCCCAGGACCUGUACACGUUCCGGCCGGCGCUGACCCACUCAGUGUUUCGGCUGGGCCGUGCGGCAGAGCUGUGUGAUGUCACCCUGGACUCGACGUCCGUGUCCCGGAUCCAUGCCGAGCUGCAUGCUGAGAGGGAGGUGGAGGGGGCGGCCGAGGGGGGCUGGAAGGUGCAGCUGAAGGACCGGAGCAGCCAUGGUACCUGGGUGAAUGAGGUCCGUCUGCAGCCCAGUGUCCAAUGGGAGCUCUCAGAUGGCGACACACUCACCUUCGGCUGCCAAUCAGAGCGAGGGAGCCCAGAGUUCUACUUUCUCUUCCAGAAGGUUAGCGUGCGGCCGUUGGACUUUGACGCCAUCACCAUCCCCAAGGCCGGCACCUUCUCCUCCGACCUGAAGAACCGAAUCAGAACGAGCCUGGACCGCAAGGCGGUGGCCAACUUGGAUCUCUCCACUUGGUCAAUCAACAGGGCGACUGUCAUUCUGAAUUCCAUUGGAAGCCUGAGCAAGAUCAAUGGGAGUCCUUGGACAUUUAAGAGGAGUGACGGCAGUAUCACAGACCCAAACUCCACCUCCCCGCCUUUCACAUCCUUGGUCCCGCCCUCCACCCCUCCUCCCUUCCCGCCCACUACCUCUGUGGUCUCAUCCAAGUCACUCCCGGCAUCAUCCAAGAGCAGGCGCAAGUCAGCCCACACUGUACUUCUGGAGGAUGACAGCUCGGACGAGGCCAGGAACCACCGAAGCGUGAAGGACAGCCAGAGAGGGACGAAGAGAAGACGCCUCUACAAGUCUGAGUCUGAGGGUUUCCACGCUUCUUUAGCCAAAACGGACCAGGAUGUACGACGCCAGUUCGAACUGAAGCCUGUGCCUAAACCGAUUGCAAACGGUCACGCAAUCGUUGCUAACGGCAAACUCAACCACGUAUCUUUCAACAUCAAUCAGAGGCGGGAGAUCGACCCAAACCAUCAGAGGACUGGCCCAAAUAUGAACGUCUCUGUGUUUCGCCAGCAGAAUAUUUUUCCGCCGCCAUCUUCUGGGAGGGGAAGGCGACGGGCUCACAGCUCCCCAGUGUACUCCCCUAUGGUGGUGGGAGGAGAGAGCUACUCGCUGGUGUCCCCGUCCCUUAGGAUCUGCAAAGAGGAGAGAGCACGGCCAGGGCAGUUUGCCAGAUUUCAUGUCACCACUGGCAAGCGGCGGGGCCGACCAAGGAAGCACCCUCCUCCGCGGCCCUCCCUUCCCCCUCCUUCCUCUUCCUCCUCUUCCUCCACAUCCUCCUCGUCCUCCUCUUCGAGCUCCUCCUCGUCCUCCUCAGAAGACGAAGAGGAGGGGGUGGUAUCCCAGGGGGUGGAGCCCUGUGCCGCGCCUCGCUGCCGCCUGCCCCAGCAGGACACGGUGCAGUGGGUCCAGUGUGACGACUGCGAUGCCUGGUACCACCUGGACUGCCUGCACUGCGACCGCAAGAACCUCCUGCUGGACCCCAACGCAGACUUCCACUGUGGCUGCUGCUGAUACAGCGGGAGUGGGUCACAGCCCCUAAACUAGAACACACUUAAAUGCCUUAAUCAUACCACAGGGAAUUUGGGGCUUGUUUAUGGAGAGAGGAAAAAAGACGAUUGUUGUAUAAUGGGGAUUGUAUGAAUUUAAAAAAAAAAGUAGAUGUUGUACAGUGUUUGUGGAGGUUUUUAGCUGCGACUUCAGGCUGUCAUGGACAGUGGGGUGGGUCUCAUCUACGUGAUAGUUAGAGGCGGUCCUAAACUUGACAUUUUUCAAAGUGUUCAUCCACGUUCGCUCUGUUUGCGCAGCUGUUUGACAAAUAGAGUGACAGCUAGGACUCGGGUUAACAGUGGAGACCCUGGGGACUGAUAUGAACUGUGUUGGAACUAUUUCAGCCACACGAGCUACUCUCUGGUGUACAGUAUAAGUCUGGGAAACAAGUAGAUGCACAGUGACAGACAGCAGGUUUAUAACUUCAUGUGCUAAGUACUUCGAUAUCGGGUUGUGAAUAACCCGCUGUUGAUUGGGGCAAAUGGAGGUGGUAUUGGAGAAUUCACCGAAUUCGUACCUGCAGUUACACAAUAUGCAUUGCAAUACUCUCAUCACACACCAAAAAUAAUCGCGCAAGGAUAUGCUUAGCUUGGUUCUAUCCUGUUGAGUAAAGAUGUUUACGCAAGGAGGAGCAUGGGUUUUCUGUGUUCCUACCGUCUAGUAGUUGUUUUAAUCUUCUCUUAAAGACUUUUGAUAUGAGAAUUCAGAUCUAUAACACACGGACUUGUUUUUUUCGUCUUCCAAUUAACGUAAGCUUUCUGGUGACAUUGAUUUACGUCUCUUAACAGUGUACCGUAUGUAUGUCUGUCCAUAACACACGUCGAUUUAGAGAAACUCCACCCAGAAACUAGUUUGGUAUUUGUCCAUUGUUGACAUAGUCUCAACCAUAUUUUGCUCGUCAGCAAUCCCGUUUUCAAGAUAUGUCACUUCUAAAUGACAGAUCAUCCCCAUAUGAUGCAUUCUGCUUUUUUCCAAGAUGAAUCAUACAGGGAGGAUUUCUGUAUUUUGAAAGUUACAUAUCUUGGAAUCUUUAUUCAACUAGGUAAGUCAGUUAAGAACAAAUUCUUAUUUACAACGACAGCCUACCGGGGAACAGUGGGUGAACUGCCUUGUUCAGGUGCAGAAUAACAGACCUUGUCAGCUUGGAGAUUUGAUCCAGCAACCUUUCAGUUACUGGCCCAACACUAACCACUAGGCUACCUGCCGCCCCUUGAUUUCUGGUCAGGAAAACAUGUCAACAAUGGACUAAUUAAACAAAUACCAGAAGAUUUGUGGGUGGAGUUUUCCUUCAUCAAGUUGUAGAGCAGGCAUGACCGACACUCUUGAGGAGCUUCCCUUGUGCAGGGUUUUGUUCAAGCCCUAUAACUCACCUGAUUGUAGUAAUCAGCUGCUCCUUAGGCCCUUGAUCGGCUGAAACAGGUGAGAUAUAAUAGGGCUGGAGCAAAAGCCUGCUCACCCAUUUCAUCUCCAGGAGUAGGGUUUGCUCACUUGGAUGUCUCUCCGAUUAUUGGUAUUUGUCUUGAAAGUUAACCAGGGAAGAAAUAAAAGGUAUUUCAAAAAUGUAUUGAUGGAAUAUAUUGUAUUGAUAUAUUUUUCAAUCUGUAGUUCGCAAGUCCGUUCUGUUCACCAUGAUGCUUAUUUGUGAAUGUAUAACAUCUAUUGGCUAUUGAGUUACCAAGUGCCUGGAUAAAAACUACUAUAUUGAAAAGAAACUAGCACAGCGGGGAUCUCGACGCAACAGCUUCACAGAUUUCAUGGAGCAUCAAGAUCGCCCGUGUGUGCUGAAGCUUCUUUU